AUGGGUGUUGAGAAAAUGGUGUGUUUGGUUUCUCGUACUGGUCGUCAGUUUCAGAGAUACAACAAAGGUCGUCGUCAAGUCGUCGGAUGUAUUCCGUACAGAUUCAAGUUAUCUAAUGAUGGUAAAAUUAGUGAUGAAGUAGAAGUUCUUGUUAUCUCUUCUCAGAAAGGUCAUGCCUUGAUGUUCCCAAAGGGUGGUUGGGAGAUUGAUGAAUCUAUAGAAGAAGCAGCUUCAAGAGAAUGUAUUGAAGAAGCUGGAGUUCUUGGCAACAUUGGGCAUCAACUUGGAAAAUGGGAUUUUUUGAGCAAAAGCAGAGGAACAUAUUAUGAAGGACUAAUGUUCCCUAUGCUUGUUACUGAACAACUUGAGCUUUGGCCUGAACAACAUGUUAGGCAAAGAAUCUGGAUGAACGUAGUGGAAGCAAGAGAAGCUUGUAGAGAUUGGUGGAUGAAAGAAGCAUUAGAUGUUUUGGUUGAGAGACUCUCAUCACCAAUGAAUCAACCAAAAGAAGACAAGACUAUUUCAAUCUCUAUUGAAACAAUGUGCUGA
This is a messenger RNA of Arabis nemorensis, 549 nucleotides long. The record is from the annotation of a GenBank genome assembly. Lineage: Eukaryota; Viridiplantae; Streptophyta; Magnoliopsida; Brassicales; Brassicaceae.